Messenger RNA from Tachysurus fulvidraco (yellow catfish), 6894 nucleotides. RefSeq names its product purine-rich element binding protein G (gene purg). The transcript has a single exon. Gene Ontology annotation, biological process: regulation of transcription by RNA polymerase II. Gene Ontology annotation, molecular function: RNA polymerase II transcription regulatory region sequence-specific DNA binding; purine-rich negative regulatory element binding; DNA-binding transcription factor activity, RNA polymerase II-specific. Gene Ontology annotation, cellular component: nucleus. The coding region runs from base 665 to 1675 and encodes 336 amino acids. The record is from RefSeq and is a predicted model, not a curated record. NCBI's taxonomy places the organism in Eukaryota, Metazoa, Chordata, Actinopteri, Siluriformes, Bagridae.
CAGAAGCAAUCAUUCGUGUAUCAUUUACUAAGAGAAACCGACUUUACAGUUGAAAUCAGAACAUGCUUUUUUUAAAUGUGUUUUUAGUGCAUAACAUCUUCCUUAUUAGUGUGAUAAAAAAUUCAAUGCUGGUGCUUUCAGCAGUGUCCUUUCUCCUAAGUGGGAAUGAGAAUUACGCCACAGUUCUGCUCCACACUCCGUCUCUUUAAACGGUGGAGUGUGUUAUUGUACAGGGGAGGAGGAGGGAGAGGGUCAUUGGGUUCAUUCCCAUCCCGUACUGAUGCAGCGCCCUCUAAAGAUAUCCAGGAUUGGAUGAUUUCUCUCCCUCUGCCGUUUCAUCAAGCUGGCUCGGCUUUUAGCAGGCACAGAUAAGUGUCAGAUGUGCGCUAAGGAGAAAAACAGCAGCCGUGUAAUCAGCUGAUUAUUCGACUUGUGUCCAUGCGAUUUGAUUUGACCUUUAAUUCAGGACACGGAGCCGCGAUCAGCUGAUGAGAAGCCGGACAGCUGCCAUUUUGCAGGUCAACCGAGGUUUCGCUUCCAACUUGUCCAGUGCACAAAGCCGACUAAGCUAAAUAAUUGAGCUGAGAUCGCUCCGUCGACGGCACAGCAGAGUAUCGGAGAUGGAGAGGAAACCGGGCCGCUGUCGGGAGAUUUGAGCGAGCAUAUGGCCAACGGUAACACGAGAGAGAUGGAUAGAGGGAAAGGAAGGAUUACGGGCGAGUCGUUUCCGAGAGGCGGCUACGCACAGCAGUACAGCACGAGUCUUCCCGCAUUGCAAGGUCCUGAUAUACAGGAGCUCGCGUCCAAACGUGUAGACAUCCAGAAGAAGCGCUUCUACCUGGACGUGAAGCAGAGCGCGCGGGGCCGCUUCCUGAAAAUCGCAGAGGUGUGGAUCGGCAGGGGAAGACAUGACAGCGUGCGAAAAAGCAAGCUUACGCUGUCCAUGGCCAUGGCUCCAGACCUGAGGUAUUGCCUUGGGGAUUUCAUCGAUUACUACGCGCACGUAGGCCUGCGAGGCGGCCACGCGCCACGGCCUGAAGAGUCGAGUGACGCGCAGCGAAGGCGACAGCCAGAACAUCACGCAGCUCCCGCAUCACCCAGCGGCUCGGCGGCGUCUGAAGAGCCCGCACACCGUGUGCUGAAGAGCGAGUCAAUCGAAGGCGACAACCGGAAGUACUAUUUGGAUCUUAAGGAGAACCAGCGCGGCCGCUUUUUACGCAUCCGGCAGACCGUGAGCAGGGGGCAGGGCGCAGUGGGGUACUAUGGCCAAGCCGUGGAGCAGACCAUCGUGCUGCCUGCGCAGGGCUUAAUCGAGUUUCGGGACGCGCUCUCACAGCUCAUCGAGGACUACGGCGAUGAGCGUGAGGCCAACGGGCGAAGCGGGAGGGCGGAGCGCGACCGGGAAGCGGCGUGUGCUGAGCUGCCAGAGGCGGCGUCCUUCCGCGUCGACAAUAAGCGCUUCUACUUCGACGUUGGCUCCAACAGGUACGGGGUGUUCCUCAAAAUCAGCGAGGUGCGCCAGCCGUACCGGAACACCAUCACGGUGCCGCUGAAGGCCUGGUCCCGCUUCGGUGAGAACUUCAUCAGGUACGAAGAGGAAAUGAGACGCCUGUUCACCUGCCGCAAGGAGAAGAGGACAGAGGCGCAGGCGGACAGCGAAGAGCGCGAGGAUUGACGGCGGGCGGGCGGGCGGCCUGCCAUCUAUGUUCUGUUGCAGUAUGUCACAGUGCUCCGGUUUAUACAAUAUCCUCAUACAUGUUUAACAGUGUACCUCUAUAGCCUGUUCAAGUACCGCACUGUACUGUACAACUCCGAUCAAUCACAAUAGCACUUUUACAUUAAAGUACUGUUUUUCCCCUUUAGUUCAUUUCACGAAAGGUUGGCUUGAGACCAGGUUGUGUAUGAGCGAUAGCCUAUGAUUAUUAUUUUUUUUGUUUUGCUGACUUUAAGAGGCUCUGAACACAAGAUGGAAAGGUCCAGAUGAAAAUGUACAUUCAGCAAUCUGCAGUCAGGCUGAAGCGCGCGCGCUCUCGUCUGUGGGCGUGUGUGUGUGUGUGUGUGUGUGUGUGUGUGUGCGCGCGCACGCGUCUGUGUGUGUGUGUGUGUGUGUUGUGUGUGCGCUCUCUCGCUCGAUUCAUUUAUUGUAGUCUAGUAGCAUUUAAAAUGCCCGUGUUAUACAUGCAGAAUUAGUGCACUACAGAUUGAGCAGGUUGUGCAAAUUGGCUGUGAUGCACGACCAAACGCACUAUUAGAGAAAAACGUUUAAAGUGAUUUAGAUUAAAAAGGUUUUAGAAUCUUAUAUCACAUCAUUAAUAUGGAUACACUAAUCCAGUGUUUCUGGUCAACCCACAGUAAUGUCAGUCAAACAAACAUGUAAUGAUCCAGACUGCUUUUCAGUGGCUCAUUGAGCAAACCUACAAAUAUCACCCACUGCUUUUAUUAAAGCGAUGUUUUAUGAUUGUUUGAUGCACUAUUUACCAAGUGGAGACUCCUAUAAACAGUGAUUAUUCCUUGGAUUAUAAUUGAAUUGGAUUAAUUACUUUUGAUUAUAAUAGACUUUCUUUAUAAAGCUUUAAAUUAAAAAAUGUAAAGAUAUGAAAAGAAUAUUAAGAUAGAUAAAUAUAAAUAGGAUUGAAUUGAUUACAUACUUAUUAUCAGGGGGCUUGGUGGCUUAGUGGUUAGCACGUUUGUCUGUCAUCUCUGGGGGUUCGUUUCCUGCCACCUCCUUUGCAUGUUCUCUCUGUGCUUCAGCGGUUUCCUCUGUGCACUCUGGUUUCCUCCCCUAAUCCAAAGACAUGUGCUGUAGGCUGAUUGGUGUCUUUAAAUUGUCCAUAGUGUGUGAAUGUGUGUGUGUGUGUGUGUGUGUGUGUGUGUGUGUGUGUGUGUGUGUGUGUGUGUGUGAUAGGCACCCUGUCUAGAGUGUCCCCUGCCUUGUGCGCUGAAUCCCCUGUGAUACCCCAGGUUCCACGUUACUUUGCUUAGGUGGAUGGAUAGACCCAAAUUCAUGAGCACAAUAUGUUUAAACUAUGUAAAUAGGUUUUCCAAUAAUAAUGAAUAUAAUAAGAUAAUCUAACACUAAUGUUCACACGUGAAGCCCCUUUGCUCCCCUCUGUAUCAUUCGAGAGUGAUAACAGCAAUAGUCACUAUCUCAAAUUAAGAGAAUCAACAGAAUUGGUAGACUUGUAGUGGUAUGUGGUUUUAGCAGUAAUGCUCCUAAUGCUAGGCUUCAAGUUUGCUAUUAGGUUAAUUACCUGAGAGAAUUUGUGUUCUCCAAACAUAGGCCCAGUUUUUCUGAAUUAAAGUGCAAGCUAAAUUCACACAUACUUGCACAUUAGGUUCAGCUAAAUUGCCUUGAAUUAAGGCAGAGAGAAAUGUCAUCAACCCUGUAUUAUUAUUAUUAUUAUUAUUAUUAUUAUUAUUAUUAUUAUUAUUAUUAUUAUUAUUAUUAUUAUUAUAUAAAGUGAAAGAAAGUGUGAAAAUGUGGAGAUGAAUUUAUCAGAACCGAAGAUCUGCUUAUUAUUUAGUAUAGUCAUAACAGACGACCAGUGGAUAGCCACAUCAUGACUUAAAUAAUAAUGUUAAUAAAUACAAAACAUACAGGAUAAUAUUAAGGGCUUUACAGCAUGAAUUUUUAAAGGGGACUUCAUAUCGUAAACGUUUUCACAGUUUAACAGCUCUAACGUCCUUUUCAUAGGUGUUAACCAACGGAAAACAUUUAAUAGCGCUCUCUUAGCGUUGCCAGUCCCCUUUUGAGGACAGCACAAAUGUUUAAAGCACUCUUAUAUAAUAACACUCAAUGUUUGUCUUAUGAUUUAUUCUCAUUCCAGUCGUAUGCAUUUGCCGGUGUUGUGCAAUUUACUGUGGAAACUUAGAAGGACGCAGUAAAUCUCAGAUAGUUUAAAAUAAAAAAAAGUGUUCAAAAUAUUAGAGAUUUUAAUAGAAUAGUGGUGUUUAUAAGAUUAUAGUGCAAUGAAAGCAGCAUUCCUCAUUAAGUCAUCCAUUAACCUCUAAAUUGAAGGUCUUUCAAAUGCCUUUUCUAUGAGGACAUCACAUUUGUCCUCAUAGCACAAAUAAUCUUAGAGGUUAACUUCCUGAAACAGAUAAAGCCCCUUUUACUUAUUAAUAGUGGGCGUGAGUUGAAAAACACACUCAAGCAUGUUCACGUAUGCAAAUAAUGUCCAGCUGACAAAAAAAAAGCAAUCGUUUCAUCAAGUCCUGUUGGUUCGUAGUGCUUUAAAUGACUUUGAUAGUUUUCUUUUCCUUUUUUUUGACCAGCGAGUUUAGAUCAGUUCUAUCUAUUUCACAUGAUGAAUAUAAGGAAACUCUAUAACGGGCUUUUGCUCAGAUGGCUGGAAUGAGACAUAGGCAGCACUUCCCACAAGCACUUUAUUCAAACAGCACUUUGAGCUGCUGCUACUGUUGCUGCUUUUACUAUUCAGUCUUACUAAGAGGAUCUGUUUCUCAUCCACGUGACUGCAAGGAGGGGUCUCGGUCAUUUCGAAACAAUGACAAUCAUACACGUAAAAAACAGACAGAAAAAACAUUUCACUAUACACUCUUACUGAUAUAGAAAACACAGCACACAAUAAAUGCCCUGUAGACACAUUACACGACCUAAAACAUCAGUGUUUUACGACAACUAAUGUCUCACGAUGCAAAACAAGCAAUGUGAGGACUUAGCUGUUCUAAACACUAACGAUAAAUAACUAAGACUAAGUGAAAUAAUGAUAUACUGCAUGUACAAUUGGAAUCCCUCCUUUCAGUCCAUCCAAACAUAUUGUACAGUAUAUGAUGACAGUUGCUUCAAGUGUGACAUUUCCACUAGCAGUACAGUUUGUAUCUUCUGGGCAUGGAUUACACCUAGUCUGCCCUUUCUGACAAGUCGUCUUGCUUUGUUUCAUUAAAACUUUAACAACUGUGGUUUAUUACCUCUUUUACUAAUACUUUCUUUUUCCUAGUCACUUUUUUUGGAACAUUUCAGGGCUCACUCAUUCUGGGCAUUCACACAGCAUAGGUUUUAUACUACGGUAUGUUAAUCGUAUCCAAAUUUGAACCUUUAUUUCUUCAAGUUAAAAGGCUGUACCCUUGAAAAAGUGAUAAAGGAGUAAAGGCCAUAAAGGAUGUUACCUCUAAACAACGAAUAGUACAGAUAAUACAAACGCAGAACAGGUUUUAAAACAUAUAUAUGCACUUUAAAACUGUAUCCACGUUUGUUCCCUUCCUUUGACCUCAUAGAAAUAUCUAAAAAUGGUGUUGUAUGGAAAAUGGUCCCAGUUCUAUAGUGUGUCAUGUGGUACCAUUUUUAUUCAGGGUGGUAUUGAUAUACAGACCUUGUGUUUGCUUUAUCGUUAGUUUACACCAUUUUUCUUUCCGAGUCGUCCAGGAUGAUCGACUAGGACAGAAAUUUGCUAGAAAUUUGAGAAAUUCAGUAAUAGUGAAGCUGUUUGAAAAAGUUUAGCCUGGUACAUCGCAGCUAUCAUAGUUAAUUGUGAAACUUGAAUUCACUGAAUUGGACUGUUACAAUGCAUCCAAGUAACACUUUUAAACCAUAAGCCUUAAAAUCAUUACAAUGAGAUUGUAAUGAUUUAGUGUAGGUUUAUGAUUUGUUGGUACAAUUUUGCAAGUUUCAGUUCUUCACCAACACGUCGUUGUUAUAGUUCUGUUCAGGAACAUUUAGACAAUAAUGUUUCAAAAUAACAGUCCAGCCAAAGGUCACAGGCCUUUUUUUUGUGUUAAUCAAAAGAUAAAAGUUUGAUGUAGGUAAUGUGCUGUAAAGGUGUAGAAGCUUUAUUGAGGUUUUUUCUUUCUUUUUCCUUUGUGUUGAUAACGGCAUCUCUGCUGCAGUUGGAACUUAGAAGUAGUGUUCGAUAAAGGUUUCAAAAGAAAUGGUAAAAUAAAAAUGUUUUGGUGUAUCUUUUUGACAACGUAUCGUACAUCCUUAGUGUGUCCUUCUGUAGAGUAUUAUAAGACUCGAAACAAGAAAGCAAUUGUUCUGUAUUGUAGCACUUUCUUUAUCGUGUGUACUGUAUUAGUUCCGGUUUAAUAUGUAUGGUACUGUAUGAAUAUUCAUUAAUUGCCUUGUAAUGUUCGUAAAAGGUUGCAACAUGUAGGAUAUGUAUCUGAAGGCUAAAUAAGGUUUUUUUUUUUUGGUUCCUUUGUAUUUUGUUGUUUUUUUAUGUUCAUGCAUGCCGACAGUUGGUCCUUUCUAACUCUAAAAAAAUGGUGCUAUAUAAUAAUAUAUAAAGGUGCUCAUACGGACCACAGCUGCAUGCAUGUCGAGUGAAAAAUCGAUGAAGUAGAGAAAACGUGAAGCUAGCCAUCGGUCAAUCAAAAAAAAAAAAACAAAAAAAAAAACAACAGCAAAAAAAAAAAAAACUCCAUGAGCAGAUGUGGGUUUGUGUAACUGUUAAUUUCACAACUGCUCAGUUGAAACCUUAACAUCAUGACAAAUUUGCACCAGCAGUGCAGUAAUCAGCAGCCCAUCUGAGAGUAAAAAAACAUAUAAAUAUAUAUUAUCCAGAAUCAUUCUCAUGUUUAAAAGCUUUGUGAAGGAUUCCUGCACCAAAGUAAAUGCUGAGAAAUGAAAUGCCUAUUUACAGUUACGCAACCUUGGUGUGGAUAAACUCCAAAAAAUCCAUAGACAAUCUAAUCGAAUUAAAAUGAAACCUUUUUAUGCUCAUGUUUAAAAAAUGUUUUUGUCUUCUUUUUUUUUCUUUCUUUUUUUUUUAUUAACUCGUGUCACAGAGUUUAAGAAAAAUGAUAGCUAUAUAUUGCAGAUUGUUAAGUGGAAAGAUAUAUAAGCCUACGCUUUUAAAACAAAGGAGAAUGUGUCGAAUGUUGGUUGUAUCUAUCUUCGUUUCUUUUAAUAAAAAGCAAACAACUCAAAUCGAACGA